AUGCUUGUCUGGAUUUGUCUGAUUGUAGCAGCCGUGGUUUCCUUCGUCUACCAAGCGUGUAAUGCGUUGAGUGAAAAGGCGAGGUCAUCUCUCGGGAAAGGGGGCGGCGCACUUAGUUGCGACUCGGUCACACUAGCAAAUAGAUGGCCUCUGGGUAUCGACUUGUUAGUGAGGACGUUGAUUGCGUCUGAUGAACUCUGCGUGAUGGAGUUCUUCCUUGACAAUUUCCGCCGGUUUGGGAAUACCUUUCGACAGAUUAUCGGAUGGAAUGAGUCCCUUAUGACCGUCGACUCGGCGGUCAUCGAGGCUAUACUUCUGUCUAAUGCUAAGGAUUGGGGUUUGGGCUUUCGACGCACCAUUUUCUCUCCCCUGCUUGGAGAUGGCAUCUUUGUUCAGGAGGGUGAUGCAUGGAAACGUUCGCGCGAUAUUUUACGCCCACAUUUUUAUCAUCGUAACUAUGAAAGUCUAGAUAUCCUAAGACCGCACAUAGAUAACUUAUUACAAGUAAUUACUAGCAUGGCAACAGAUAUCAUCGACUUGGAGCCUAUAUUCUUCCGCCUGGCGCUCGACGUGACUACAGAAUUCCUCUUUGGAGAGUCUGUAAGAAGUCAGCGCUUAGACUCCAGUGUGGCAAGUCGGGAAUUUGAAGAGGCAUUCAAUCUGGCCCAGGCUAUCUCGGCUAAGAGACUUCGACUCCAGAAGCUACAUUGGCUUGUUGGCGGCAAGGAACUUCGAAAGGCAUGUGCUGUCAUCCAUCGGUUCGUAGACCGCGUGAUACACAAGGCUCUCAUAACUGGCGCCGAUAAAGAGUAUUCAGGAAGACCCCCUUUCCUAAGGAAUAUCGCGCAGUAUUACCCUGGACGAGACACGCUAAGGGGCCAUACUAUCAGUAUUCUCACAGCAGGAAGGGAUACUACGGCUACUUUUCUAUCGUGGACCUUCUUCCAUCUCGUGAGGCAUCCAUUAAUCAUGGCGAAACUCCAGUCGGAGAUAUCUCAGGUGGACGAGACUGUUGCCCCCUUAACGCGAGCAGAUCUGCUUCGAUUCACUUAUCUUCAAAACAUCAUAAAAGAAGUGUUAAGAUUACACCCUCCACUACCCCUGAUAUCUCGCACUGCACUUCGGGACACGAUACUCCCAGCUGGAGGAGGAUCUGACGGGAAGUCGCCUAUCCUCGUCCCGAAAGGAAUGAGCGUACUAUAUAGCGCCUACUGUAUCCAUAGACGACCCGAUCUCUACGGAAUGGACGCCGAAUUGUUCCGCCCUGAAAGAUGGGAUGAGGAGCCUCUCCGUUCUCACGAUACCACACAUCGUGGAUGGACGUUCCUACCUUUCGGCGGUGGUCCUCGGACUUGUCUAGGGAUGGAUUUCUCCUUAACCGGGGGCGCGUAUACUAUAGUGCGCAUCCUGCGGCGCUUCCCUUCCAUCAAACUGCCGGCCGGCGAGCGGAUACAAGUGUCGGGCAAGGAGAGACAGAUGGCAACGAUAUCUCUAAAGCCAGCUGAAGGGUGCAAGGUGGACCUAGGCAAGGGAUGA
Daldinia vernicosa is the source of this 1536-nucleotide messenger RNA. RefSeq names its product cytochrome P450 monooxygenase. Gene Ontology annotation, molecular function: oxidoreductase activity, acting on paired donors, with incorporation or reduction of molecular oxygen, reduced flavin or flavoprotein as one donor, and incorporation of one atom of oxygen; heme binding; iron ion binding. The record is from RefSeq and is a predicted model, not a curated record. The transcript has 6 exons. Lineage: Eukaryota; Fungi; Ascomycota; Sordariomycetes; Xylariales; Hypoxylaceae. Bases 1 to 1536 code for a protein of 511 amino acids.